CCGGGACCCAAUCCUUUUUUAACGCAGCAUCCGAGAAUGACUCAUUUUCCCAUCAAUCACUCAGGAGCUAAUCAAUAUACAGCACAAUAUCCUGGAAAUUCCCCAUACGCCACAUUGCAUCCGGGACAAUGGCAGUUCGGAGAAACUCUCCAGCAUGGAGGUGCCGAGUCAAGAUUUUUGAGAAACCCACCUUUCACAGGGAGAAACCCUCAAUUUUUUGGAAAUAAGCAGCUGCCAUCUCAGACGAUACAGUUUGGUAUUCCAUGGCAAUUUCAAAACCCUUGCCCACAGACGCGAUUCAGCAAUGAAAUACAGAAAACAAAUGGGAAAACUUGGCAAAGUCCAAUUGGCAAUAAUGACACUACGACAACUGGUCAAUUACAUAAUUUUCAGUUCAUUGGUUCGAUGAGCUCAAGUGCCCCACCUGAAGAAGCUUUCAACGGAAACAAACCACAAACAAACCCCUUGGUUGACAACUCUCCAUUCAGAAACCAAACAACAGAAGCUGGACAAUAUACUAAACUUCAGGAGAGACAAUUAGAAAGAGAUGGAAUAACUAAUUUGAUGCGUAUUCAACAUCUAAUUUCAACUUACAAUACAGUUAGAAACCUGGUUGUCUUGUGCAGAGAUUUUAAGACUCCUGUGUUUGGUGAUUUUCCGGACGGUAACGAUGUUGAAAAGAAAAUCGUGAAAACUCUUUUACAAUUUUUGAAAGAAGAAAUUAGAAAGCUUAGGUUUGUCGGCUUGGAAGAAGGAGAAAAACUAAUGUUUGACAAGUGCGUUGAAGAUCCAAUCCUGCGGGCUAGCUUCUCAGUUCUUAAAAUGACGAUCACGCGUCUUGAAAUCAAGAUAAACGACCUUCAGGAUGAGAGGAAGAAAAAUGAAAAGUUAGAAAAAGCUACAAAAACUUUCGCUGAGGAGCUAAGAGUUAAAGAAGCAAAAGCUAGAACACUUAAGGCGGAGUUAGGGGCAGAGAAAAGUCGUUGGCACAAACUGAGUGAAAGAUUAAAGGAAGAGAGAAAAAAUAGCGAAACAACACGCUUGGAAUUUGCCCAGGAAAUGGAGGCAUUGAACCAAAUUAAAAUACACAAAUUACACGAGGAUCUUCGAACUUUGCAAGAGAAAAUAAGCAAUGAAACAAAGCUUUGUAACAAGACAAAAGAGGAAAUACAAAUUGUAAAAGAAGAAAACGAUAGUUUGCGAUUGCGCAUUAGCGAGCUCGAGCCGAAGUUUAAAAAUUAA
Porites lobata is the source of this 1242-nucleotide messenger RNA. The record is from the annotation of a GenBank genome assembly. Lineage: Eukaryota; Metazoa; Cnidaria; Anthozoa; Scleractinia; Poritidae.